GGUGCGACCAGAGAGAGACCGGUGCUCCGCCGUCACGCCCCUAAAAACCCCCUUCCCCGGUGGCCCGGUCCGUCCUCUCCCCGCUAGGCUGAUUCAUCCGCCUCCCCUUCCCUCCCCGCGUCCGCCGCACGCGCCGCCUGAACCCUAGCUUCCGCCGCCGCAGGCAGCUGGGAUGGAGAAGGGGGCCCCGGAGUCGUCGCUCUGCUGCGCUCGCUGCGGCAAGCCUGCCCUCCUGCAAUGCCCCAAGUGUGCGGAACUGAAGCUGCCGCGCGAGGGCGCGGCUUUCUGCACACAAGAUUGUUUUAAGGCAGCAUGGAGCUCUCACAAAUCUGUCCACCCAAAGCCAAAUGCUCAGCAGUCUCCAGAAGGUUGGAAGUAUUGUUUGAAAAAAGGGCGGGCACGUUCGUUGCAGCUUCCUCGUUUUGAAUGGACAGGUCCAUUGAGACCAUAUCCAAUAUCAAAAAUGCGUGUGGUUCCAGAUGAAAUUGAGAAGCCUGAUUGGGCACUUGAUGGAAUUCCCAAGAUUGAACCAGACAGUGAUUUGCAGAAAAGAGUAGAGAUUAAGACCCCUGAGCAAAUAGAAAGGAUGAGAGAAACAUGUCGAAUUGCAAGAGAGGUUUUAGAUGCAGCUGCACGUAUAAUAAAACCAGGAAUUACAACAGAUGAAAUUGAUAGAGUCGUCCAUGAGGAGACAAUUGCUAGAGGUGGAUACCCAUCUCCAUUGAAUUACCAUUUCUUCCCAAAGUCAUGUUGCACGUCUGUCAAUGAAGUCAUUUGCCAUGGAAUUCCUGAUGCCAGGAAACUUGAGGAUGGUGACAUUGUAAAUGUUGAUGUAACUGUAUACUAUAAAGGCGUUCACGGUGAUUUGAACGAAACAUAUUUUGUUGGCAAUGUUGAUGAAGCUUCCAAACAGCUUGUCCGUUGUACCUACGAGUGCUUGGAGAAAGCUAUUGCUAUAGUUAAACCUGGAGUUAGGUUUCGAGAAGUUGGAGAAAUCAUAAAUAGACAUGCUUCAAUGUCAGGUUUAUCUGUGGUGAAAUCAUAUUGUGGCCAUGGCAUAGGAGAAUUAUUCCACUGUGCUCCAAACAUCCCUCAUUAUUCAAGAAACAAGGCUGUUGGUAUCAUGAAAGCUGGGCAGACAUUUACAAUCGAGCCAAUGAUCAAUGCAGGAGUUUGGAAUGACCGUCUGUGGCCUGAUGAUUGGACCGCAGUGACUGCAGAUGGUAAACGGAGUGCUCAAUUUGAACAUACACUUUUGGUGACAGAGACAGGAUGUGAAGUGUUGACGGCACGGUUACCCUCAUCACCGGACGUAUUUCCAUGGUUGAAGCCGUGAUACUGAUACUCUGGCUAUAAGCAGCAACAAGCAAGUGAUCCUGAUACAUUGGGACUGCAUUAAUUUUGUUGUCUCAUCAGUCCGUGGCUGCCGAGAAAUUUCAAUUUUUCCAAAUUAAUGCAUAUAUGCAACUGUUAAACAGUCGCUGAAACUUAUGUCCUUCCGAGUUGUUUCCGGGAGUGUGGAUUGUUGAAUGGAUCUGUUCAGAGUUAUAUGAAUAUGAGGCUUAAAAUUACCUGAGGCGUGUUACAACAUGUUUAUGCCA
This is a messenger RNA of Panicum hallii, 1601 nucleotides long. Its product is annotated as methionine aminopeptidase 1A. Gene Ontology annotation, molecular function: metalloaminopeptidase activity. Gene Ontology annotation, biological process: proteolysis. The transcript is spliced from 17 exons. The record is from RefSeq and is a predicted model, not a curated record. The coding region runs from base 173 to 1336 and encodes 387 amino acids. NCBI's taxonomy places the organism in Eukaryota, Viridiplantae, Streptophyta, Magnoliopsida, Poales, Poaceae.